This is a messenger RNA of Asterias rubens (European starfish), 1648 nucleotides long. RefSeq names its product lysosomal-associated transmembrane protein 4A-like. The transcript has 7 exons. The record is from RefSeq and is a predicted model, not a curated record. Bases 175 to 873 code for a protein of 232 amino acids. Lineage: Eukaryota; Metazoa; Echinodermata; Asteroidea; Forcipulatida; Asteriidae. Gene Ontology annotation, cellular component: lysosomal membrane.
UAAUACAUUCAUCGAGCUCGGCUGAGAGAGAGAGGGUUAUGGAGUUUUUCUGUGGGGUUAAAUCGGUCUAAAUUUGACCGAUUGCUCCACUGUUUUCCCCGCUGUAUAACCACGAGAACUUUGCUUACAUAUUAUAGAUUUGUUAUAUACAGUUAAAUUUACAAGAACCUCAAAAUGGGAAGGCAACGAGGAGUGCAUCCAACAUGUUGUUUUUGUCUUCACGUACGAACUGGCUCGGUUUUGAUCGGGUUAUGGCACAUGGUUGGGCAAGUAUGUGCUAUGCUGCUUAUUGCAUCUAUGAUCAUCAAGGGCACUGUCAAGACUGAGGACAGCACGUCCACCAGUUUGUCAAUUGAGGACCAGCAUGAUGCAUCUGAUUACUGUGUUGGACUGGUCAUCAUAUGUUGCUACUUUCUGAUCACAAGCAUGAUGAUUAAGGGAGUUGCACAGCACCAGUCAAGUUACCUGCUGCCGUUCUUCUGCCUGCAGCUGUUUGAUUUCUUCAUCACAUGCCUGACAGCUAUCGGCCUAAUGUCAUACUACCCAGAAUUUGACUACGAAGACAGUGGCAAGUUCCCGUACAACCAGGAGUUCAUGCACUGGAAGGAGAAGCUGCCCAUCAACAAGAUGGAUCUGGACAACCAGUGGUUUGUCAUCGUUGCCCUGGUCAUCUUCAUGAUGAUCAUGGUAGUCAAGGCCUACUGCAUUGCCUGUGUGUGGUCAUGCUACAAGUACAUCGCAGCCCGUGAGAUGGGAGACAAUGCCCAAUCUGGCAAUUAUGCCAUGGAUGCUGAGGCUCUGCUCCCCAAGCUGCCAACCUACAGUGAUGCUAUCCAGUCUCCUGAUAGCAAGCCACCACCAUAUGAGCAAUAGAUCAGCGUGGCCCUCGCAAGUUAAAACUGUUCCACACCCUCUUCUCAUUGUCUAUUUUAGUUUCAUCCCAGCAUAUUUGAUGAGAUUUGUUGAAGAUUCAAAAACAGUUAUGUGUGGAACAGCCCCUUUGGGGGAUCAUAACGAGCAAAACAUUUUAUUAAUAACUCUAAUACUCACAACUAAAAGCGCUUAUUAAUAGAAGAGUAAGAUAUAAACCAUAGAAAUAAAUACUCAAGAUAUUUACAAUGAAUAUAAUUAAAAUUUACGGUUUGAAAAGAAUUUGAGGGAAUAAAGGGAACAAGUUCAUUUUAGCCGAGAAGUUAAAUGCAACAACACGUUAAUCUAAUGUCAGCUUAAAAUGAAACGUUCAACUCAAAAUGAAUCAAAAGUUACCCAGCCGGCCUUGUGGUUUAUUACUUGAUAAAGUAAAGUGUGUAGUGGUAUCCUACUUGUGUCACUCUAUAGUAAUCGCACAUGAUGAUCAUGAGUGUGUUUAUAUAUCUUUAAGAAUCAAGUAUCGGUGAAAGUUCUAAAUUUCUUCUUUAAAAAAAAAAGCUGAGGAAACAAGAUUGAACAGACUGGACAACAUAUCCUUUACUGCAUGAUACUUAAAUCUCAUCUUUAACUGACCAAAACUUGUGUUUGUGUUUGUUGUUAUGAGUGUAAUUUUCAGCAGGUAGAGUAUUUACUGGUGGUGGGUUUAUUUUAAAAUGCUAAUUUUUUGAUGAGGACAUAAAAACAGCAGUAAGAGACAAAGAAAGCAAGGGGCUUGAUU